Molecule: messenger RNA, 1760 nt
Organism: Lactuca sativa (garden lettuce)
Lineage: Eukaryota; Viridiplantae; Streptophyta; Magnoliopsida; Asterales; Asteraceae
Product: abscisic acid 8'-hydroxylase 4
Biological process (GO): sterol metabolic process
Molecular function (GO): heme binding; iron ion binding; (+)-abscisic acid 8'-hydroxylase activity
Source: RefSeq, a predicted model, not a curated record
UUGGCCUCCCACUAAAAGGCUCUUCUUCUCCAGCAACACCAAGCAUCCUACAUCCGAUAUUCUCCCUUCAUUAGCCCAAUAAAACCAAACAAAAUCAGAGAGUGAGAGAGAGGUGUAUUAAAUAUUAAUGAAGCUUUUCACUACUAUUUUUUAUUUAAUUAUGUUUCUAGCUUCUCUUUUAUCAUACUGUUUAUUCAAGAAAGAAAAAAGGAGGCACAAACAAACAGCCAGGCUUCCUCCAGGUUCAAUGGGGUGGCCUUGCAUUGGUGAAACUCUCCAAAUGUAUUCACAAGACCCCAAUAUUUUUUUCGCCUCAAAGCAGAAAAGGUAUGGAGAUAUAUUCAAAACCAGAAUACUUGGGUACCCUUGUGUCAUGCUAGCAAGCCCUGAAGCAGCUCGUUUUGUGCUAGUGACUCACCCUCACUUAUUCAAACCCACAUACCCAAAAAGUAAAGAAAACUUAAUCGGACCUUCAGCCCUGUUUUUUCAUCAAGGCAAUUAUCAUGCUCGCAUGAGAAAGCUAGUUCAAACCUCAUUUUCUCCAGAAGCAUCUAGAAAGUUGAUCAAGGAUAUUGAAAAUAUCGCCAUUUCUAGCCUUCAAUCAUGGUCAAACGGUCAAGUCAUUAACACCUUCCUCCAGAUGAAAAAGUUUGCUUUUGAGGUAGGAGUUUUGUCAAUCUUUGGUCAGUUGGAGAAGAAAUAUACACAAGAGUUGAAGGAGAAUUAUAGCAUAUUAGAAAAAGGUUACAAUUGUUUCCCAACAAGCCUUCCAGGAACCGCAUAUCAUAAAGCUUUAAAGGCAAGAAGAAGACUGAAUCGGAUUAUUGGUGAGAUUGUCCAAGAAAGGAAGGAGAAGAAAUGGUUAGCAAGCAAUCUCUUGGGACAACUCUUGAACUUCAGGGACGAAAUGGGAAAUACAUUAAGUGAUGAACAAAUAGCGGAUAAUAUUAUCGGGGUACUUUUUGCAGCUCAAGAUACAACAGCUAGUGUCCUAACAUGGAUACUCAAAUAUCUUCAUGAUGAUCCAAAACUUCUAGAUUUUGUUAAGGCAGAGCAGAAGGCACUAUGUGAAUCUGAAAAUGGAGAGGAACAGGGGUUGACUUGGUCAAAGACAAGACAAAUGCCUCUAACAUAUAGAGUAAUACUAGAGACUCUGAGGAAGGCAAGUAUUAUAUCUUUUACUUUCAGGGAGGCGACAGUUGAUGUUGAAUACGAAGGAUAUCUUAUCCCAAAAGGUUGGAAAGUGAUGCCGUUGUUCCGGAACAUUCAUCACAAUCCUGAAUUUUUCACGGAUCCUGGAAUCUUUGAUCCCUUUAGAUUUGAGAAUCCUCCAAAACCUAAUACAUACAUGCCAUUUGGCAAUGGAAUACAUGCAUGUCCAGGAAAUGAACUUGCAAAAGUUGAGAUGCUUGUUUUACUACACCACAUGCUUACAAAGUAUAGGUGGGAAUUGGUGGGUUCAACAAACUUUAUACAGUAUAGUCCAUUUCCAAUUCCAGAACAUGGGCUUCAAGCUAGAUUCAAGAAAGAAAUUUGACAGUUAAUAAUGUCUAGUGCAUACUGCAUGCCCUACUUUUUUACAGGGUUUAGCUACAUGUAUUUAAUACUUUCUGUAUAUCACAUUUGUAUUGUAUAUGUAUUCAUGAUAUAGAUAUAUAUAACAGAUGCAUCUUUACUUAUUAUCAUUGUGUCUAUAUGUAUGUAUCAAUAAAGAAAGCUCUAAUAAAGAAGAUAAAUAUUUGCUUCCUAUCUUAACCAAA